Vombatus ursinus (common wombat) is the source of this 755-nucleotide messenger RNA. It is a transcript of the gene CUNH19orf81, whose product is annotated as chromosome unknown C19orf81 homolog. The transcript has 7 exons. Lineage: Eukaryota; Metazoa; Chordata; Mammalia; Diprotodontia; Vombatidae. Bases 186 to 755 code for a protein of 189 amino acids. The record is from RefSeq and is a predicted model, not a curated record.
CCCGGCUGGGAGGUUGCGAGCGAGAGGAGCACCUGGCCUCUGGAGGCUGUGCCGGCCCGCGGCCCGGGGGACCCAGGACGCCUCGGGGCUGGAGGCACCUGCCCCUUCCCCAGGACUCAAGGCCUGGCCCACCAGCUCAGCUCUUCCCACCUCACCCUGAACUUUGAGGACUCUGGCUUGGUUUGAUGCAGCAGCAGCAGUCACAGCAGCAGCAGGAAGGAGCAGGGCCACUGCUUAUGGACUUGGAGACCCCAGAAGAGAUGCAGGCCCGGAACCUGGGCAGAACCAUCAAAUCCUCGAAGCUUCAGGUUCGUCAGAUCCUAGCGGAGUAUGAGGCCCUGGAUAGGGAGCUCCCGUGCAUCCGAAAGUUCCCCAGCCCACCUCCAGCCCAGCCCCUCUGCUUGUGUAUGGAGACUGCGCCUGAGAACGACUUCACCCACCUGGACUUGCUGAAUGCCCUGGAGGCUGAGGUGCCAGGCGCCCUAGAAAGUGGGCGCGUGAGCAGCAUCCGGUUUGAGAACAUGAACGUCAUCUGUGGGACAGCUGGGCGCAAGGACCGGUGGCUCAUCGUGGUCACGGACUUCCAGACCCGCUCCCGCCUGCUGCGCUCGGGGCUCCGCCCCCGCGGGAUCCCCCACCCUCUAGCGCGCCACGACGAACUCUUGCUCGGAGACUACCGCCUGCACCUGCGCCGAGCCCUGGCCCGACGGCGCAUGCUCGAGGCCCUGGGGGCGGGGCCCACCGAGGAAGACUGA